AUGCGAUAUUCGGUCCUCGCCCACAUCUUGACGAGUUUGAAUGCAAGUCUGCCGCUGGAUGUGGCCAACUUCUUUCACUUCGUGGAGUUCUUCUCCGGCUGUGGUAUCCUGACGGCUGCAGUGGAAGCCGCUGGGCUACGUGUUCGUUCUUAUGACGUUCUCUCAAGCAAAUCCAUGGAUCUAAAUUCGGCCUUUGGUUGGACUUUGGCUCUGAAUAUGGUGCGGCAUGUGGUCGCCACGGGACUGAUUUGGUUUGGCAUCCCCUGCUCCACGUGGAUUUUCAUGUCAAGAGGAUCCUGUCGAAGAACGUGGUUUGUGCCGCAAGGCAUGGGGUCUGCAAGAUGCAGAAAUGGUAAUCGGCUGUGCCGUCGAAUGUGCUACCUGCUCCGCUAUGCAGUCGCCAAGAAACUCUACUUUGUCAUCGAAAAUCCGACAUCGACCCUGCUAUGGCAAUAUGGCCCGCUCAGAAAGCUGCUUCGGAAAAUCGGCGUGAUGAAGGUGAGCUUGCACCUUGGGAGUUAUGGGGCUUUUUCCCCGAAGGCUGUUACUUUGGUGGGCAACUGGCCAUGUCUUCGCGAACUGCCUCUGAUUUUCACAAAAGCGCGCAGGACAAAUCUGCGGCGAGUCCGCAGCUUCCUGAACAUCAAGACCACUACCAGGUGGAAGGACAAACAAGGCAAGCAACGAUGUGCGGGUGGAAAAGAUUUGAAAACAACACAGAACUACCCGGCCGGCUUCGGGAUCAAGGUGGGAUGA
This is a messenger RNA of Symbiodinium sp. CCMP2592, 756 nucleotides long. The record is from the annotation of a GenBank genome assembly. Lineage: Eukaryota; Dinophyceae; Suessiales; Symbiodiniaceae.